Molecule: messenger RNA, 2000 nt
Organism: Panthera uncia (snow leopard)
Lineage: Eukaryota; Metazoa; Chordata; Mammalia; Carnivora; Felidae
Gene: FOSB
Product: FosB proto-oncogene, AP-1 transcription factor subunit
Exons: 4
Coding region: 700-1716 (338 amino acids)
Biological process (GO): regulation of transcription by RNA polymerase II
Cellular component (GO): nucleus
Molecular function (GO): RNA polymerase II cis-regulatory region sequence-specific DNA binding; DNA-binding transcription factor activity, RNA polymerase II-specific
Source: RefSeq, a predicted model, not a curated record
CCUCUUGCCGGACGGCGCGGGGCUGAGUUCCGCAGGACCGGAGAUUUUAGGAAGUUUGUGGAGCGCUGGACGAGUGACGUAAGCAGGGGGGCGGGUCCCGGACAAAUAAAUACAGGCUGGCGGCUUUGGGCUUCAUUCAUAAGACUGAGAGGUACGGCUUCGGCAGGGACAGGCGGAGCUGAGACUUGGGGACUUGAUUGUUGUGGUUCUUGGGGGCUGUGAAGUUCGCUUUAUUAUUUUUUUCCGGAGAGAAAGUUUUGGGGAGGAUUCUUCUAGAUAAUUCUACAUUUUAUUUUGGAGGAGCGACUUACUCUUUUUGUCUUCUUUAUUACUCCCCUCCCCCCGUGGGACCCGCUGGACGCGUGGAGAAGACCGCACCCGAAGCGGAUUCUAUACAGCAAGACAGCGCUUUCCGCCUCUGGGGGAGCGAUCCCCCCCACGCCCCUGGGUCCUACGGAGCCUGGACUUUCAGGAGGCACAGCGGCAUCUUGUGGGGGCCUGGGCACCGCAGAGGAAUUGCACAGAAACUUUGCCAUUGUUGGAGCGGGACGCUGCCCCCAUCCCGAGUUUCCUCGGACAGCGCGCUUUGGGGACGCGCUCGGCUCACCCCGGACUCGCACCUUUCUCUUCCACCCGGCCAUAGCCUUGGCUUCCCGGCGACCUCAGCGUGGUCACAGGGCCCCCCCUGUGCCCAGGGAAAUGUUUCAAGCUUUCCCCGGAGACUACGACUCCGGCUCCCGGUGCAGCUCCUCACCCUCCGCCGAGUCUCAGUAUCUGUCUUCGGUGGACUCCUUCGGCAGUCCACCCACUGCCGCCGCCUCCCAGGAGUGCGCCGGUCUCGGGGAAAUGCCCGGUUCCUUCGUGCCCACGGUCACCGCGAUCACAACCAGCCAGGACCUCCAGUGGCUCGUGCAACCCACCCUCAUCUCUUCCAUGGCCCAGUCCCAGGGGCAACCACUGGCCUCCCAGCCCCCGGCCGUCGACCCCUACGACAUGCCAGGAACCAGUUACUCCACGCCGGGCAUGAGUGGCUACGGCAGUGGCGGAGCCAGUGGCAGUGGCGGGCCUUCCACCAGCGGAGCCGCCAGCGGACCUGGGCCUUCCCGUCCGGCCCGAGCCCGGCCUAGGAGACCCCGAGAGGAGACGCUGACUCCGGAAGAGGAGGAGAAGAGAAGGGUUCGCCGGGAAAGAAACAAACUGGCAGCAGCAAAGUGUAGGAACCGUCGGCGGGAACUGACCGACCGACUCCAGGCGGAGACAGAUCAGCUGGAGGAAGAAAAGGCAGAGCUGGAGUCGGAGAUCGCCGAGCUCCAAAAGGAGAAGGAACGUCUGGAGUUUGUGCUGGUGGCCCACAAACCGGGCUGCAAGAUCCCCUACGAAGAGGGGCCGGGGCCGGGCCCGCUGGCGGAGGUGAGAGAUUUGCCGGGGUCAGCAUCCGCUAAGGAAGAUGGUUUCAGCUGGCUGCUGCCGCCCCCACCACCACCGCCCCUGCCCUUCCAGACCGGCCAAGACGCAUCCCCCAACCUGACAGCUUCUCUCUUUACACACAGUGAAGUUCAAGUCCUCGGUGACCCCUUCCCCGUUGUUAACCCUUCGUACACUUCCUCGUUUGUCCUCACCUGCCCGGACGUCUCCGCGUUCACCGGCGCCCAACGCCCCAGCGGCAGUGACCAGCCUUCCGACCCCCUGAACUCGCCCUCCCUUCUUGCUCUGUGAACUCUUUAGACACAAACCAAACACACACACAAGGGAGAGAGAUUUGGAAGAGGAGGAGGAGAGAGAGAGAUUGGGGAAGAGACAAAGCGGGCGUGUGGCCUUCCUGCCUCUCGUGUCUGACUCCCUGCGACCACUGUCAUCGGACAGGAGGACCUCCUUGUGUUUUGUGCCGCCUCUUGUUUCUAUGGCCCGGCGAGGCCACAAAGUUGGUGACUUUGGGGGCAGGGGGUGGGGAGGGAAUGGACACCCCCCAGCUGCCUGUUGGCCCUUUCACCUCAUCCCAA